UCUGGGUUUCAUUUUAAUGGGGAGUAGCCUACCCCGGGCUCGCUUUACAACCUAUGGAUGUACUGGACGGUUUUCAGUUGGUUUGAGCUUCGGGCGCGGAUGGGUGCUGCUUUCGGUUGUCCCCUCUCUUCUGACUAUGUGGCAGGCGUUCUGUUUUUUCCUUAUCUUUAAAACAUUUUUUAACGAAGCGAAUGUGAGAAAAGACGAGCCAUUUUUGACGUUUGAAUGGGACGAUUUCUGACGGGAGACGACCAGAAAGGCUAAUUGGUGUGGAUCUCUCUCUUAGGGGACGUCUUUAAAAAAAAUUCAAACCCAGCGACAGUCACGACGUGACAGCGGGGGAAGGGCUCUGGUCAGUCUGAAGUGAAGGGUCACUGAGCUCAGACACUCUCCAGUCUCUCCAUUGACUCACAGUUAUAUACACAUAGGGGAAAGUCACACAAAUCAACACAUCCACACAGGGACACUUACUCCCUGACAUUUACACACACAAACUCUUUGGUACACCCACACAAAGACUCAUCCGUGCACAAACACAGACACACAUUCACAAACAGGCCCUCUGAGCAGGAUGAGGGAACCCUGGAGGUGCCUGCUGGGCCUGUGCCUCCUGGCAUGCUCGGUCUCCACCCACAGUGCUGCCAAUCCCUUCGCGGGGCAGCAGACCCCACUGGACCCUUGCUAUGACGACACAGGUGCAGCCCGCCGCUGCAUCCCCGAGUUUAUCAACGCCGCCUUUGGUAAGGAGGUGAUGGUGUCCAGCGUCUGCGGCCGGCCUCCGUCCCGUUCGUGCAGCGUGGUGGAGCGGGGAGACGACCGGCCUUCCGUGCGCACGUGUCAAAUCUGUGACGCGGCUGACCCUCGCCGCGCCCACCCUGCUUCCUACCUCACCGACCUCAACUCAGCCCACAACCUUACCUGUUGGCAGUCAGAGAAUCUGAACACCUCGCCGUACAAUGUGACUCUCACCCUUUCAUUAGGAAAAAAGUUUGAGAUCACCUAUGUCAGCCUGCAGUUCUGUUCUCCAAGACCUGAGUCCCUGGCCAUUUACAAGAGCAUGGACUACGGCAAAACCUGGAUGCCAUACCAGUUCUACUCCUCGCAGUGCCGGCGUAUGUAUAAUCGGCCCAACAAAGCAACCAUUACCAAGCAGAACGAGCAGGAGGCUCUAUGCACAGAUGGCCACACUGACCUCUACCCACUCUCUGGAGGACUCAUUGCUUUCAGCACUCUGGAUGGACGGCCCUCUGGUAAAGACUUUGACAACAGCCCAGUCCUUCAGGACUGGGUGACCGUCACCGACAUCCGUGUUGUCUUCAACCGGCCCCAGCUGCCCCGGGAGCUGGGACUGGGGGCUGGGGGCAGCAACAGCGAUGACCCUGCGUCGGUGACAUCGACACUGGCAACUUAUUUCUACGCAGUGGGAGACUUCCAGGUGGGCGGGAGGUGUAAAUGCAAUGGACAUGCCUCACGCUGCCUGAAAGACAAGGAAGGCAAACUGGUGUGCGACUGCAAACACAACACAGAAGGGCCUGAAUGUGACCGCUGCAAGCCCUUCCACUAUGACCGACCGUGGCAGAGGGCCAAUGCCCGGGAGGCCAACGAGUGCCUACCAUGCAACUGUAACCUUCACGCCCGCCGCUGCAGAUUUAACAUGGAGCUGUACAAGCUAUCGGGGAGGAAGAGCGGAGGAGUCUGCAUGAACUGCCGCCACAACACUGCAGGACGCCACUGCCACUACUGCAAGGAGGGCUUUUACAGAGACAUGGCCAGGCCGAUCACUCACCGUCGAGCCUGCAAAGCCUGUGACUGCCACCCUGUGGGUGCAGCGGGCAAGACGUGCAACCAGACCACGGGCCAGUGCCCCUGCAAAGACGGCGUCACCGGCAUCACCUGCAACCGCUGCGCCAAGGGCUACCAGCAGAGCCGCUCACCUGUGGCCCCGUGCAUCAAAAUCCCAGUGGCCAACCCCACAGCUGUGGUGAGCAGCACAGAGGAACCAGCAGAUUGCGAGUCCUAUUGUAAACCAGUGAAGGGCAACCUUAAGAUCAACAUGAAGAAAUAUUGCAAGAAAGAUUAUGCGGUCCAAGUGAAUGUCCUGGACAUGGAGACAGUGGGGGACUGGGCCAAGUUCUCAGUUAGCGUGGUCUCUGUGUACAAGAGUCGCGGCGAGCCUUUGAAACGAGGCGACAACAUCCUGUGGGUGCACAUGAAGGACCUAGCCUGCAAAUGCCCCAAGAUCCAGAUGAGCAAACGAUUCCUGGUGAUGGGCGGCAGCGAUGGCGGGACGGGCACGGGGACGGGGACAGGGGUCGGCCCUGGGGGUGGAGCCGCCAGCCCGGGCGCGGAGCGUGUGGGCCUGGUGGCCGAUAAGAACAGCCUGGUGAUCCAGUGGAGGGACGUUUGGACGAGACGCCUGAGGAAGUUCCAGCGCAAAGAGAAGAAGGGAAAGUGCAGCAAAGCGUGAUGGGAGAAGCAGCGUCCAUCGCCUACCUCCCCCCGCCCCUCCAUCGCCCACCUUCAUGAACCCUGAUCCAGUGAUCUCCCUCCCCUUCCCCUGAGUCCUUUCUCCCCCAUCACAGGAACACUGCACAUUACAAAGACUGCAUGUACCCUCCCUGUUUUAAGGACCACAUUUUGUGUAUAUUGUAUAAUUAUUUUCCUUUUUAUUUUUCAAGUUUUGUCUUUGUUAUGUCACGUGUCUUUUUGUCCAUUGGUUUGCCUUAAAAAGGGACCAUUAAAAAGGGUAUGAAGUGUAGACAAAAGCAGACGCCAUUCCCUCCCUCAACGACGACAGCAGUAAUGUCCACUCGUCCCCCAAACCGUGAUCCCCUGCCUCCCAGUCUCCUCCUCCUGUCUCCUGCCACUUGUUUCUCUAUUCACAAGACUCACACCUCACAUACUUCUCUGAGGAUUUUAUUCAACAGUGUUUGUCACAUCAGAGACAGACUAAUAUCAGCAAUGAGACAAGGUGCACACCCUCAGCUUGGCUGCCUCACGUUUCAUUAUUGAAACAACUCGGAUCAGCACGAGCUGGUGCACCUGACAACCUUUCGACAUUUGGUGUUAAAAUGUUCAUUUUAAUAAAUGGGCCUACUUGUUCCAGGUCUCUGCAGUAACGUCUAUGGACAAUUAAAAAAAAACAAACAGACAAACAAACAAACAAACAAAAAAAAAAAACUCUUGUCCCAUGAGGAACCAAGGGCUCCCUUUGCAGGGACAUUUUCCACAGCAAACCUCAGUCUCACCACCACUGCUGCUGCCACCAGACAGCCCUCACAGACUAAACUGCUCAUGUAGGCUUGUAUAUCAAGUAUUUGAUGCCACUGCUCAUAGUAGAGUUUAUAUUCUUCAUGUGGCUAUUUUGUUGUCUCAUCCAUCCAUAUCCCAGCCAUAUCCUUAUUUGAGAUAUAUCCUGUUGUUUCAUUUUAAGCAGAACAAAGCCUGUUGGCAUGUGUGAGUCACAUGCCAGCCCUCUAGAGCUGUGCCUCUAGUCCCUCUCAUGAGUGGUUUAUAAAGUCAUGCAUCACCAUUAUGACUCAUUGCUUGUCACUUUUUUCUGGAAGAAAGAUUAAGCAUUGUGGACAAAUGGCUGGAAUUUCAGAACAAUACCAAUAUUUCCAAGGACUUUUUUUGCUUUAUGGGUAAUGUCUUCUGUGGGGUAGUGGCCUUCCAGAUGUUAAUGUGUGGCCACUGUCAUUUCCUCGUCUUUAAAUGUCAUUUUUCUAAUGUGUCUAGUGACUGGCAGGCUUUUGUUUGCCAAAAUAAGAGAUUGAAAAGAGAGUUCCUUUUCAUGCAGUAAAAAGACAACAAAGUCAGAUAAACAACAUAGUCGUGUUUUUCUCUAGUAUAUUUUGACAAAAUGAAUGAGGCUGGAAAGUUUUUAGUGCUCACUGAUUGUAUUAUGACAUGAGAGGAUCAUAUUUCAUUCCUCAUGUGCUUUGUUAUGUUUGCAUGUUUGUGGUUUUUGCUGGUCCAUCAAAACCUUACAGUUAGCAGAGCAAGAACGAAACCAAUAUGAGCAUCAAGAUCCAAAGGAGUUAUCUUCCCUCCGCUUGCCUACCCGAACGCAACCCCUGUCAUCCUUUGCCAAAUAAGCAUAGUCAGUUUUAAAAUUUAAUUAAGAGACUAUGAAAGUCGGGGACCAACGAAAACCACAGAGAGAGACCCGUCUGGUCGCUCUCAAGCUUUUUAUCUGCCUGUAAAGCAUAUUACAAUUUAUUUAAAUAGAAUACAAGAUAAACACACAAUUUUGAGGAGCAUGUCAAGCCAGUGUAGCAGUGAGUGUGCCGAGAGGCAUGUCAUGCUAGCUAGUGGUUACACUCCUUAGGUUGCGGCGAUAAGUUUGGUUUGUCAUUCUUCCAAAAGUGUCUCCGUGUCAGCCGCCACCCCACACCCCCACCCACCCCCAAACCCCCUUUUUAAACCCAUUUUGCGUGUCUUGUAUUCAGUGUCUUAGAUAAGUGACAGCACAGAACGAGGCUGCCGUACCUCCUCAGUGGUGUACUGUACUGCACUGUAGUUCUUGUUUUCACGUCUUAUGAGAAUGUAUGUCAAAACUGUGAAGAACACACUCACACAAGUGUAUGGUCUGAUUGUAAGUGUUUUUGAAAUAAUGUCACCUAAGCCUAAGAAUGUGGACACCAUGACAGCUGAUGUUACUAUAAACUAUGAACAGAGUUGGUGUUUGUUCAAAUGAUCGUGGUUCUUCAUGCUUAUCUGUCUGUCUUAUGAUGACAUUUUAAUAAUCCAGUCCAAAAACAACAACCCGUAACCAAAAUGAGUUAUCACCCACCAUGAUUUCUGGUGUGUGACGAAUAAGCGAAGAAGAACAAAACAAGUGUUGAAGUUUUGACAGCUCUAUGCCCGGGGGCACAAUUCCCACUGGUGAAAUUUCACAAAAAUGCAGAACCAAACAGUCAAUUAUUUGUGCGUUGGACUGUCCGCAGUGGUCUGUUGGACAGGUGGUGUCAGUAGCACCAGUCUCCCCGACCCUGGUAUGUGAGCAUGGCGUGACACAUUAUGAUGGAUGGUCAAAUUACGUGCCCACGAGGCCUCUCCGCCACUCGUGGACGAUCUGUAGCGUCCUUGAAUCUGGAUUUUCUUACACGUGGAAUUGCACCAAAACCCUUCUUUCCUUCCUAUCGGCUCUCUCUGUUUUCCUCUCUUUAAGUGCCACCCUGAAUGUUGGAAUAAAGAUAAGAAGUAAGAGUGAGCCAGAUGUUGUUUGGGGGGUGGAAGUGUAGUCUUGUGAAAGCUAUUUAGUGAGCCUCAUAGGGAGAGCUGUCCUGUUGUUUUACGUUAACAAGCCCAGCAGCUUGGCAGUGGAACUGAGGCCAUAACUGCUUUGCUUUGUUUCCCUAACCCCCCUUUUGUAGCAUUUAUAGCAUUCACAGGUGUGUGUGUGAGUGUGUGUCUAAUUAACCUACCCAAGUAAACAAGUGAUAUGCACAUGAACUGAAAGCGCAGAGAGUUUUCGGGGGAUAGCCUAUGAUAAAGAAUUACCAUCUACAUUUUCCCGGUCAGAUUCCCAUUUUUUUCCUAUUUCACUUCCAUCUACACAUUUGCCUUGUUUAAUAAGUCAUUUUUAAUGUUGUAAAUAUGUACUGAACUGCCUCUGCCAAUUAUAUUGUCUUUUUGUAAAGCAUCACUCAGCCUGGGAUGGCUCACGUGUAUGGAUGUACAAACCAGAUGAUGUUAUAUGGAUGUAGAAACCAGAAACAUAUGCUUUUGUGAUCAUGACCAGAAGAUGUGGUUCAGAUAUUACACAGAAUGUAUUCCUUUUGGUUUUAUGUUGGUUCCAGACAACAGCCGCCCAAUUGUAAAUGACUUAGAGGAGAAUCGAGUAAAAGAAAAAAAAAAAGAAAAAUGACACAGGCUGAUCGGACCCUCUGCUUUUCCCAUAGAGGUACAGGCGGGAACUGACACAACAACCCACCACUUUCUGUUACAUUAACGUGCUGGGAAUAAUGGUUCAUUCACACAAAAAAAACUCCACCUACCUUUCUUUAGGAACAAAGGGAUUCUUCCCUUAUUUCAGCCCUGUUCUUCACCUCUGUAUUAUCAGAGUCUUCCUUGUACAUUUUCCUCUGAGGCAAUGAACCACUGACUUUUUAAUCUAAAUGAUAAAAAAUAAAUUAUUAGUUAAUGA
Molecule: messenger RNA, 6151 nt
Organism: Lates calcarifer (barramundi perch)
Lineage: Eukaryota; Metazoa; Chordata; Actinopteri; Centropomidae
Gene: ntn2
Product: netrin 2
Exons: 7
Coding region: 572-2467 (631 amino acids)
Molecular function (GO): protein binding
Source: RefSeq, a predicted model, not a curated record